Molecule: messenger RNA, 1053 nt
Organism: Rotaria sp. Silwood2
Lineage: Eukaryota; Metazoa; Rotifera; Eurotatoria; Philodinida; Philodinidae
Source: the annotation of a GenBank genome assembly
AUGAAUCUAAAUAACGAUAAAUCAGUAGUAAAGAAUAAUAGUAAUAAUAAUAAUAAUGUUAUUCCAUCAUCCAAAGGUUUAACCAUUCUACAAACAUGUCUUUCUGGUAUGAUUAUGGGAUUUUUUGCUUAUAGUGGAUCAUUUUCAGUAGUACCAAUACUUUUUACAAUAACUGCUCUAAUUUUUGGUACAAAAUCAUUGAUUACAAUAAUGAUAACAGCUUUUAGUCAAUUAGUUGCUGGUUAUCUUCAUACACAUUCUUCACGAACUGGUAUGGCUAUAAGUACAGAAUUAUUUCAUGGAUUUUAUAUAUCGAAACCAGAAAAGAGAAAUAGACGACAAUAUGGUGAAACAAGAUGGAAUAGUUUAAAACGUUUUUUUAUAUUAGAUCCAAUGAAUGGCCUUGUAAUUAAUUUUAUGUGGGAAACAUUUACUUUUUUUUAUCUUAUGCAAAGUAAUUUGUUUCUUAAAUAUGUCGAAAGUUCUACAUCAAACAUAAUAGAAAAUCAAAAAAGAAAUAAAACAAUUGUUUCAUCAUCAAUCAGAGAAAUGGAUUCUCAUUUAAUAAUUGUACAUGGAAUUACACGUUAUCUAGCCGGUUGUUUAGCUGGAAUGAGUACUGGAAUGAUAAAUCAAUUAUGGCAAAGAAAUCUUGCACAAAGAGAAAUUCCACAUGCUUUAUUUAAUAAAGAUAAAAAUAAAUUAAAAUUAAAAUGGAAUGAAAGAAAAAAAUUACUUACUCCAUUCAAUAUUGAAAAUUGGAUCAAAGCUUUUACUAUGCUUUUAGGUGCAUUAUUUUUUAUUGCUAUUAAUGUACCAAAUAGAAUUCGAUUUCAUUUGUUAGAUAUACGUCGAAAGAGAAUAAUUAAUGAUCUUAUUGUUAUUCAUGGUGGAUGGUUUUUUAUUCGAGAUUGUGAAAUGCUUCUUCUGAAACAUGCUGAAAAAGGUCCUCAAAUUGCACCAAUACCUGCACAGGUUUCAGUAAUUCUUGAAGAAACCAAGAUACCAGAUGAUGAACAAUCGCAAAUGCUGCCAACUGUUAUUGAAACAUAG